This is a messenger RNA of Pecten maximus, 4753 nucleotides long. Its product is annotated as double-stranded RNA-specific adenosine deaminase-like. Gene Ontology annotation, biological process: adenosine to inosine editing; RNA processing. Gene Ontology annotation, molecular function: double-stranded RNA binding; double-stranded RNA adenosine deaminase activity; tRNA-specific adenosine deaminase activity. Gene Ontology annotation, cellular component: nucleolus; cytoplasm. The coding region runs from base 31 to 1278 and encodes 415 amino acids. NCBI's taxonomy places the organism in Eukaryota, Metazoa, Mollusca, Bivalvia, Pectinida, Pectinidae. The record is from RefSeq and is a predicted model, not a curated record. The transcript has 7 exons.
UUCUUAUUUCUUAUUUAAUUGCAGUUCACUAUGAGUGAGCCAUUAACCUUCCAGGACAGAAUCGCUAAACUCUGUCAUGAGAAGUUUGACACAGUUGUAGCAGACAUACCUGAUAACCUUGCUGGUCGUAAGGUUAUAGCGGGAGUCGUCAUGGAAUCAAAAGCUAAUCAGAAAUUUGACGUUAUCAGUUUAGCAUCUGGAAACCGCUUUAUCAAAGGCAAUAUGUUGACAACAAACGGACAAGUGCUGGUAGACUCGCAUGCUGAGAUCCUAGCAAAUCGGGGAAUGCGAAGGUUUAUUUACUGCCAACUAAAAAAACUUUGGAAGGGAGAAGAGACUAGUGUAUUCCAGAAAUGUGAGAAAGGGAAGGCCGCGGUAAUCCCGGAUGUCAAGUUUCAUCGGUACAUAUCCACCGCGCCGUGUGGUGAUGGAGCAAUAUUCACACAUAGCACUGGAACUUCCUCAGCCUUACACGACGGACAUCAUCAUCAUCAUCCAAUAUUUGACGAUACCAAACAGGGACUUCUCAGAACCAAGGUUGAGCAAGGUGAGGGUCAGAUCCCAUUCAAAGGCGUGGACGGGGUCGUCAGUUACCAGGGCCUGGAUGUAGUGAGGCCAGGGGAACGGUUACGCGUCAUGUCAUGUAGUGACAAGAUCUGUAAGUGGAACCUCCUGGGAAUGCAGGGUGCUCUCCUGGCCAAUCUCAUGGAACCUGUAUACUAUACCUCCAUCACGCUAGGAACCCUCUACAGCCAUGGACACAUGGCUCGGGCAAUGUGUUGUAGACUGGAAAAGUCCAGUAAAAUUGAAUCUUUACCACACGGUCAUAAGGUAAACCAUCCCUUACUUGGUGCUGUAUCUCGGAAGGAUGACCCCAAGCGAAGCGUCGAGAAAUCGACGGCACAUAGCAUUAACUGGAAUAGUGCGGACGAUUGCCCUGAAAUGACGGAUGGAACAACAGGUCUACUACACAACAGUGGAUUUAUCAGAACGGAUAGAACUAAGUCAAGACUGUGUAAGGAAGAGUUGCUGAAAUCCUUCAAGGAAAACUGUGCAAAUGCAGGCUUAUUGAACCUUGUCAAGGAUGAUUAUCUAAAAACUAAACAAACAUCUACAACAUACCAAACCUGCAAGAUUAUCCUGUAUGCAAUCCUCAAUAGUCAGGGGUAUGGCACUUGGCUGGGGUUGCCUAGAGAAUGCCAGGAAUUCGGUACUUCGACCACACCCGCUGUAGGUAGACCACAGAGCUACUCCCAAGUGGUCCUAAAGAAACACUAAGACAGCGCAAUAAAUACUUCAGCCAUAUAAAUGAUUAAAUCAGCAUAUGACUCCUAAAGGGUUUGUUCAUAUGAUGUUCCACAUCCCUAACAAGAUUGCAUCUACACAGGAUUGUGGUUUAAAAGUUCUGCAAGAAAUGCGUGCCAUUUGUGUAAUGCCAAAUGGCCCCAUGAAAACUGCUUUGUCAUUCUACAACUGCAUAUACAUGUAAGAUACAAUCGGAUAUCAUACAUUCUCCUGGACGUAAACCGUCCGAUAGAGCUUUUGUCAGUUUCACAUACAUGUAUAUCCUCGCUCUCAACCUAUAUGAAUUUUUCAACGACCAUUCACAUAUGCAUUUCCUCAAUGGUAAUGAGUAAAAAUUUUAAGAAAUUAAUUCCUCCAUUCAGAAAAUGUGCGACCAUUUUGUCAAUUGAUAUGUAUAUAUUUCGCGCUGUUGACAACAGGCAUGAACGUCAAAAGACCUUUGAGUGUUCGCGCGAUAGAAGGCACGACUGUUUUGGAAUGAGGCACGGAAAUUGCAGGUGAUUUAAUGAUUUGUCUGGUUAUAUGUAAGAAAGGUGUUUUUCAGAGAAAACGUCAGGAUGUUGGUGAAAUAAUCGACAAAACCAGUACGUUGCGAACAGCCAAUAAUUGUUUGUUGUUACCACCUGGGAUGGGUUCAUUGGAAGCACUACGGACUUUCACCAAGACGACUGCAGGUCAAUUUCACGAUCUGACAGCACAUCAUCGAUAUGUGUACAUUGUAAAAAGCAUUGUAAAAAGCUUUGUUUCCGAUAAAUGCGUCAGUUGUAAGGGGUCACAGUUUGUUCCUCUAAGGAGCAUUUUUUAGAAAAUCUGUUAAUUUUAUUUCACAUUGCAUUUGGGGUCAAUGCAAAUCGUAAGAUUUUAUUCUGUCUUCUUAGCAGAGAUAGUUAAGAGACAAAAAUUGGUCUGCCAUCACGGUUCAACCCAUCAUCUACUCUUUCUUUUCUGUGCUCCUCUAUUGGUACCGCUUUGCACGUCAGACCUCAUGUGGUCGGCUAUUGUGAAGAUGUGCAACUCUAAACAUUAAACACAUCGAAAACCAACAAAGUUCUCACGACUUCGGUACAGUUCACUGUGUCUUUUUUUAUUUUUAUUUCUGCCAGAAGCAAACUCGGAAAGUCACGGUAAAUCAAUAAUUAGUUGAAGACUAGCAAGCACUCCUGACUUUCACAAAGACGACUGGAGGUCAAUCUCUCAAUCGGAGUCGAAUGAUUGUUGCUACCUUUCCGACAUGAGUUUUCUUCUGUGACUCUGGAUCCACUACAAAUUUCUUACAAGCUUACGAUGAUAUAUAUAGCCCAGAAGGAUGAAAGGGUUAAUACACAUUCUACGUUGACCGGGACACGAGGUGGAUAAUUGAUUUAAAAAACUGAUAUACUGUUUUUGUUUUUGUUUUUUGUUUGUAUUUCAAACGUGUCCUCAUUUGAUUAACAUAAACAUGUAUGAUUUUGUCGAGUUCUCAGUACUCUUGGCAAGGGGCCAAGUGGUUAAGGUGUCCCGACACUUUAUCACUAGCCCCCAACCUCUGAGUUGCGAGUUAAUCACGAAAUCCACGUGGGGCAGUUCCCUGGUACUGAUUGUAGGCCGGUGGUUUUUCUCCGGCUUUCAUACACCUCCAAAACCUGGCACGUCCUUAAAUGACCCUGGCUGUUAAUGGGACGUUAACCAAAAUAAACCAAACCAAAGUACUCUUGGCAAGGAUGGUGUUCAUAGUACAGUAAGAUGGCAUAUCUUCUAAAGCCAAGAACUAACUGCAACACUCGUCAUAUAAACGAAGACAAAGGAAAUCUGAUGCUGUUUUUUUUUUUAUUUAAUAUCAGUAUGUGAAUAUAACUUUCUUAUGGUAAUUGUCUACAAAUUCGCCAAUAUUUUCUUUACAAAAUUACCUGUACAAGUUGUCAUGAACAAAAAAAAAUGUAACGAUAAAAUACUGUAACUCGCUCAUGAUCUUCACUGAAUAUCUAUACGUGACAAUUCUUCCAUCAAAAUAUAUGAAAUACAAGACAACGUAUCGAGUAAGAAAGAUAUGUCCCAACAUUUCCAUGAUUCCUCAGAAAUAAAUAACAAGCUAAGCUAGUAGCUAAAUACGAAUAAUCAUAAUUCGCAAAACAAUCUCGUAUCCAUUUUGAUGAAACAAUCUGAACUAUAACAUACCCGAUAAAGCUGGAGGGUAGAAAUAUCCUAUAGAAUGUUACCAUUGUAAAAUAUGUGCAGUAUAUAUUAAAAUAAAGAAACUCUUGUACUCUACGUGUAUUAGCAACUUUUCUUCAAUUUUUUUUUAUUAUUUUAUCACAAAAAUAAUCUAAAAUUAAAACACGUUAUACCGAAUCAACGAGAUCUUCGCGUCCAUCCCCCACCAUUGCAUGACCUACCUUCAUUUUUUCUUUGUAGUUUUAAACAAGUUAUAGGAACCUGCACCUUAAAACUUCACCAUUAAUGCAAAAUCUGUUUACCUUCCCUUAUGAUGUUUCUGGCUAUGUUUAGUUCAAAUCCGUUCAGUACUUUGCGACAAGAAGUGAUUUAUAGGACAUCUUAUUUCCCUUAGUGGGUCCCGCCCCUCUGGCGCCAGGGGGUCGGAGUUCCCAUUUCUUUCAAAUCUGUUUUCCCUUCCCUUUAUGUUUCUCACCAAAUUUGUGUCCAUUUUCUAUUCAGUGCUUUGUAACAAUUAGCGAUUUAAAGGACUUGCCCCCAUUUCCCCUAUUGGACACCGCCCUUCUGGCCCAAGGGGGGUCAGUGUCCCCAAUUAUGCAAAAUUUGUUUCUGUUCUUUUAUGAUAUUUCUAAUAAUGUUUGGUUCAAAUCCGUUCAGUACUUUGUGACUUAAGUGAUUUUUAGGGCAAACUCUCUUUCCCCUAUUGGGUUCCGCCCCAGUUAUGCAAAACCUGCUCCUUCUUCGCCUAAGGAUGUUUCCCUUACACUAAUGAUGUUUCUCAUCAAAGGUAGGGUCCAGCGCCUAUGGAGAUUUAACAUUAGCGCAGACCCCCACUUCAAUUUAUUUUUUUAGUUUUUUCACCAUAUGCAGAUACAUCAAAAAGAACUAUACAUGUAAUUGCAUAAAUGAUAAGUUAUUAUAUAAUGAAUUAACCGAUAUUCAUGGUAGGACCGCCUUGCAUAAUAACAGGUUGAAUGAGGGGAUACCCUUACAAAAUGGUAAAUAAUUUUCACAGGCUAAUGCAGAUUUGAAAAUCAAUUAUAACAUUUUACAGUUUAUAGAUUUACUAUAUACUAAAUAUUCACAAAAUUUUAAAUAAUUUCAACAUUGUCAACUUGAAUUAGUAUAGUAGUAAUCAGUCUAUAUUUCAUACUCCUUAAAAAACUUUCCUUUAUAUAUACUUCCUACAGAAUCUAUUUGAGGACAUUUUAAAACUGGUAAAUUACAUGCAUAUUUGUGAGAUAGUAUCGCUGCAUAUAACUCAAAAUCAUAUAUAAGAUAAUGCACUUUGUUUUGU